CUGCCUCCAUUACUUCGCAUUACUUCUGCACGAGGACUGACAACAUCACACAAACAUGUUCAACAAGGGCUUUAUCAUCCACAGUCUACUGGCGAAGGAGAGGGAGAAAUUACAAGUCAUAAUCUUUCAAGGAUGCAACUAAAUAUCGGAGGAUGCAUGUUAUGAAAAAAUAUACGCAGAGGGCAGUUUGGUCGCGGCGGGAAAGUUCCUCUGAGUGGGUAAAAUUGUAACAAUGCCCUGUUGUUUUUUUUAAGACAAAAAAGUGGAGCCACGCCUGUUCCGUUCCAACCGUGUUUGUCUGGAAACCUGCAAACUUUCCAAAAAAGUAAAAUAAAAGUUGUAUGAAAAUAUAUUUCCAUAGAACCUAGAACCACACAAUGUUGAAGGGGUUCUAUUGUCACCCCUUUCCUAUGCAAAGAUUCCCACAUCUCUCAAUUUUUUUUUAAACGAAAGUGAUGGCUGAAGAAGCACAUGCUGAUACAUUAUGAAGUGUUAGCUGUUAAACACAACUUCUUUGUGUUUUAACCUAUGUGCUGAAGAGGCUGAUCGGUUUUUUUUUUUUUUAAGUUUUGUUUUUUCAGCAAACUCUGAGGAGAUGAGGACUAGAUGAGUUUUACAGGUGUUUUGUGGGGGUGUUGAGGGCUUAAUAUGGCAACAUAUGAUCAGGUUUAUCACAGGUAUACUAUCAGAUUUGGGAUAUCUCAUGUGACUAAAUUUUAAGGUGCCACGACUUCAUCGCAAUGUGACGACCUUCGCAAAUUGAGGAGUUCUGCACUGACAUGAGACACGAGUUGCAUGAGCUUGAGUCAGUUCUCACAUCCUGCUUGUGAAACAUUUUGUUCCAUAGUUUUGGGGCAAAGGACCAAUGGCAGACCCUAGCAUGAUGAGCCUCUUUGGGGAUGAUGGCCAUUUGUUUCCCAAUGACUUGGAGGGUCUGGGGGACUGUGGCUAUGCACCACAAACACAAGCCAACCCUAUGGCUCCACCUGUCGCUCACGACCAGACCUACGGCCAGAUGACUGCAGGCGUUCAUGUGUCCUCCCAAGCCGUUUCUGCUCAACCAAAGAUCGGACCCCCUCCUACCCACCGCUACGACCAUUUCAGCCCGUAUGAGCAGCAACAAGGUACUCACAUGGUCUCCAAUGGGCCCAUAAAUGGAAUGUCUUCCCCGCAAUCCCGCUAUCACUCCACUCCGGCAGGGUCUGUACCACCUGCUCGCCAUGCCUACCCCGUCUCACAAACCGACACCCGAGCCCAGGCCUUCACUGAUGGCAAUGGCAAUAACUGGGCUCCUCCACAAGUGUUACAAGUGUCUGACCAGGCAGGGCCUCCCUUUCAACAGCAAGCAACUCCCUCUCAGCACGCAAGCUCAGGCCCUCAAGCACAUGGAACUCAUCAGAUGGGUGCGUACAUGACUCAUGCCGACUACUCAAUGUCAGGUCAUGGUCAGUCACAGCAGCGCGUGAAUCGUUUCCCCCAGAGCUUGCCACAGGAGCCUAACCAUUUCAUGGGUCACGUCGGCGUCCAACCGAGUUCCAAUAUCGGCGGACCUCCCGGAGCGCCUUCAAUCCCACAUCCAGGCCAACAGCCUCAGAGGCACCCACAGCAGUUUCUCCAUCGGCCUGCCCUGGCCGGACUCCGCCCCGAAAACAUGCCCAAUCCCCAUGGUGCUCAAUAUCCAACGAGCCCCUCACGGCAUCCACCAUCGCAACAGGUGAUGGCUGGACGAGCCAACCCCAAUGUAGGCUUCAACAUUCACAGCCAACCAGUAACCUCAAACACUGUGAGCAUCUCAGGACAAUAUCCUCCAUACGGCCCGUAUGGGAGCAUUAAUCAGGGAAUAAGCAGUCCUUCAGGGAUGACGCCCGGUAUGAGCCUUCCGACCAGUAGCAGUUACCCCAAUCAGGGUGGAUUGCCCCAACCCCAGCAACAAAGAUACCCACCUACACAACAGGGACCAAUGCAGCAGCCUGCUCUCCAGCAAAUGAACCAAACCAAUGCCCAAACUAUGCAUCCAGGGUCAAGUUCUUCCACUGCCCAGCAGAAUAAGCAACAACAUCUUCCUCCACCUCAGGGAGCCUACGGUCCCAAUUCCUCAAUGUCACCCCUGAAGAGCUUGAGCAAAUCUUCCGAUACUCCUCCUCGACCCUCAAGCACUGGCCUCGGCUCAGACAUUGUUUCAAGUGGUUACAGUACAAAUGCAGCAGGCAGCCUGCCACUUUCUCAGAGAGUACCGGACAUGACACACCCACAGGUGUACAACUCUCUGUCUCCUAAUCGCAGACCUCAGGGUAGAACCCCGAACCAUGAGUUGCCUUCCCAGCAGGGCUCAACAACAGACCAGAGACUGCAGUCUCAGCAGCUGCAGUCCACUUCGAUGCCUUUCCAGAGCUCUCCUCCCCCCUUGCAGCAGCCUUGGGUGCCACCACAAUCACCGCAGUCAACUCCACCCAGACAGAAAGGGCCUCACAUACAGCGUUCUCCACCAGGGCAUCCUGUUGAGGUGGCCACAGCCAUUGGUCCGCCCUCUUCUGUCCAAGGGGCACCGGUGCCCUCUCAGCCAGGUGACACAUGUGACCAGCAGCAGACGGAGAGCCAUGAGCCUCAGAAGAAAAAGAGAAGGAAGAGCAAGGUGAGCAAGGGGGACGACGGUGCACCAGUUGGCGAGAAGAAGCCAGAUGCUGCAAUGGACCCAGAUGCAGCCCAGACCAAACCGACGCCGAAAAAAAAGAGCAAGAAGCCCAAGGAGCCUAAGGAGCCUAAGGAGCCUGGUGCUCCAAAAACCCCCAAAGCGCCUAAGGAGAAGGUCAAAACCACCACUCCAAAACCCAAAAGCUCAAAGAAGCCAAGCAUGAAGAAGGCAGACUCUGAUGGUGCUCAGGGCACCAAGAAAGAAGCCAAGCGGAAGAGGGAACCAUCUGCUACCUUUGAAACUACAGAGAAGACGCCACCCCCCUCUCAUGAUGACGAGGAGGAGGAGGAGGACGAUGAUGGGGUUCAGAAGCGGCGGUCAAGCAGACAAGUGAAAAGGAAGCGAUACACUGAGGAAAUUGAGUUCAAGCUCUCUGAGGAUGAAGAUGGUGACUCCACUGGUCCUAAAUCCCCCUCCCAGGCCUCUGAGCAGCAGGCGGUUCCAGAUGCGGAGGGCCCGAUUGUUGAGAAGAUCAUGGGCAUUCGUCUCACCAAGACAGGGGAGGAGUCUGAAAAAGAAGUGGAGGAGUUUUUUGUCAAAUUCAAAAAUUUCUCUUACUUGCACUGUCGUUGGGCACCAUUGGAGGAACUGGAGAAAGAUAAGAGGAUUCACCAGAAGGUGAAACGCUUUAAGGCCAAGCAGGCGCUCAGCAACUUCCUCAGUGAGAUGGAUGAUGAGCCUUUCAACCCAGAUUAUGUCGAAGUUGACAGAGUUUUAGACGUGUCUGAAUCAACGGAUGAGAAUGGAGAGACUGUGACACUGUACCUGGUGAAAUGGUGCUCGCUUCCCUACGAAGACAGCACCUGGGAACUGAAGACUGACGUUGACCCGAGCAAGAUUGAAGAUUUCGAUCGCGUGAUGACGAGGGAGCCUGACCUCACACACGUGGAGCGACCCCCUGCCAGUGACUGGGUGAAAUCAGAUGCUUCCAGGGAUUAUAAAAAUGACAACAAACUCAGGGAAUACCAGUUGGAAGGAGUCAACUGGCUUCUCUUUAACUGGUUCAACACACGUAAUUGCAUACUCGCUGAUGAAAUGGGUCUGGGAAAAACCAUCCAGUCGAUCACCUUCCUCUACGAGAUCUUCCUGAAGGGGAUCCAUGGCCCUUUCCUCGUCAUUGCACCACUCUCUACCAUACCAAACUGGGAGAGGGAGUUCCGCACGUGGACAGAGUUGAACGUUGUGGUUUACCACGGUAGUCAAGCAAGUCGCCGAACCAUCCAGACCUAUGAAAUGAACUAUAGGGAUGAACAGGGGAAGGUGAUUAAGGGGGCCUACAAGUUCCAUGCAGUCAUCACGACAUUUGAGAUGAUUCUGACUGAUUGUCCGGAGCUUCGCAAUGUGCAGUGGCGCUGUGUUGUCAUCGACGAGGCCCACCGUCUGAAAAAUCGCAACUGCAAGUUGCUCGAAGGGCUGAAACUGAUGGACAUGGAACACAAGGUCCUGCUGACGGGGACUCCCUUACAAAACACAGUUGAGGAGCUUUUCAGCCUGCUGAACUUUCUGGAGCCUGAACGCUUCCCGUCCGAGAGCACCUUCAUGCAGGAGUUUGGAGAUUUAAAAACGGAAGAGCAGGUUCAGAAGCUGCAGGGUAUCUUGAAGCCCAUGAUGCUACGGCGCCUGAAGGAGGACGUGGAAAAGAAUCUUGCUCCAAAGGAGGAGACCAUCAUCGAAGUGGAGCUUACCAAUGUGCAAAAGAAAUACUACCGGGCCAUUCUGGAGAGAAACUUUGCUUUCUUGUCCAAGAGUGGAGCUGGAGGAGCAGGAGGUGGAGGUGGAGGGAGUGUGCCUAACCUUCUGAACACCAUGAUGGAGCUCAGGAAAUGCUGUAACCACCCCUACCUCAUCAACGGUGCAGAGGAGAAGAUUUUGGAAGAAUACAGAGAAAGCCACUCCGCCGAGCAGCCAGAUGUCCAACUACAGUCCAUGAUCCACGCUGCAGGCAAACUGGUGCUAAUUGAUAAGCUCCUUCCCAAGCUGAAGGCGGGUGGGCACCGGGUCCUCAUCUUCUCCCAGAUGGUGCGCUGUCUGGAUAUCUUGGAGGAUUACCUCAUCCAGAGAAGGUACCCGUACGAGCGCAUCGAUGGACGAGUAAGAGGGAACCUUCGACAGGCAGCUAUUGAUCGCUUCUCUCGGCCAGAUUCGGACCGUUUUGUGUUUCUGCUGUGCACUCGGGCAGGAGGCCUGGGCAUCAAUUUAACCGCUGCUGACACGUGCAUCAUAUUCGACUCUGACUGGAACCCCCAGAAUGACCUUCAAGCUCAGGCAAGAUGCCACAGGAUUGGACAAAGUAAGGCAGUGAAGAUCUACCGACUCAUCACACGAAACUCUUACGAAAGGGAGAUGUUUGACAAGGCCAGUUUGAAGUUGGGAUUGGACAAGGCCGUGUUGCAGUCCAUGAGUGGCAGAGAGAACGCGGCCACUGGGGUUCAGCAACUGUCCAAGAAAGAAAUUGAAGAUCUUUUACGAAAAGGAGCAUACGGAGCACUGAUGGAUGAGGAGGAUGAGGGCUCAAAGUUUUGCGAAGAGGACAUUGACCAAAUCUUAAUGAGGCGCACCAAAACCAUUACCAUUGAAGCAGAAGGCGUGGGCUCCACGUUUGCAAAGGCCAGCUUUGUGUCUUCUGGAAACAGGACUGACAUUUCUCUGGAAGAUCCAGACUUCUGGCAAAAAUGGGCAAAAAAAGCAGAACUGGACCUGGAUGCCAUUCAUGGAAAGAACAACUUGGUAAUUGACACUCCCCGUGUGCGAAAACAAACGCGACAUUUCAGCGCGAUGAAGGACGAUGAGCUGAUGGAGUACUCCGACCUGGAGAGCGACUCUGAGGACAAACCAGCGGUCAAGCCCAGGCGAGCUCAGGACCGCACUCAAGGGUUUUCACGUAGCGAAUGUUUCAGAGUGGAGAAAAACCUACUUGUCUAUGGUUGGGGCCGCUGGAGAGACAUUCUCUCGCAUGGUCGCUUCAAGCGUCAACUGACUGAGCGGGACGUGGAGACAAUUUGUCGCGCCCUGCUGGCCUACUGUCUCCUCCACUACCGAGGUGAUGAGAACAUCAAGAGCUUCGUCUGGGAUCUGAUCACGCCCACUGAAGACGGGCAGAGUCGCACGUUCUCAAAUCACUCUGGCUUGUCCACUCCAGUGCCUCGAGGUCGGAAAGGAAAGAAGGGCAAGGUCCAGCUCACCCAGACUCUCAAACCGAUGGCAGAUUGGCUGGCCGACUGCAACCCUGAGGUGCUGCUCCAGGAAGAGAGCUACAAGAGACAUCUCAAACACCACUGCAACAAAGUGCUGCUACGCGUUCGCAUGCUGUAUUAUCUCCGUCAAGAAGUCAUCGGGGACCAUGCCGAGCGAAUCCUCAGCGGAGUAGGGGCCAGCGAGCUGGAUAUUUGGAUCCCCCAGCCCUUCACUGCAGACGUCCCUGCUGACUGGUGGAGCAGUGAGUCAGAUAAAUCCCUACUGAUUGGUGUCUUUAAGCACGGCUAUGAAAAAUAUAACUCCAUGCGAGCAGACGGCAGUCUGAGCUUUCUAGAGCACGUAGGCAUGCCAGAUCCAAAGGCCAUAGCAGCGGAGCAGAGAGGAGCAGAUCUGAUGGCAGAUGGUGGAGAGGGGGAGGACGAAGACCCAGAGUACAGGCCCCUGCGAAUGACAUUCAAGGACGAGAUGGAUGAAUUCACCAACUCCCCUCUUGAUGAAAAAGAAGAAGCUGCUGCAGUUUUGGAAAAUACAACACUAGAAAACGGCACAGCUGGGAGUCUGUUUUGGCCUCAAGCCUCCGCACUGACCGCCCGUCUUCGCCGGCUAAUCACCGCUUACCAGCGUACGUAUAAGAGGGAGAACGCCAAGCGAGAGGCUCUUGCAAAACCAGAUCGCCGCCGCCGCCAACGCUGGUCUGGCCAAGACUACUUGAUUUCCGCUGUGUCCAGGGAGGUCGGAGCGUACGCAGGCUGUCCUGAGGUUGGAGGUUUUCUUGCAGAGGGCGAUGGGUCACUGGUAACCAAAGGGUCACCCUUCUUUGUCCCUGAGGGCACAGCCAUCCCACCUGACAUGGCUGGAUCGUUCUUCAAAGAGCGAAGACAGAGAUGGACACGUCGGGAAGAAGCUGACUUCUAUCGCAUUGUCUCCACUUUUGGCGUAGUCUACGACGUCGCGCAGCAGCGAUUCGAUUGGAGCCAAUUUCGUGCCUUUGCUCGACUUGACAAGAAGACAGACGAGAGCCUGGAAAAAUACUACUUCUCCUUCGUGGCUAUGUGCAAACGUGUCUGCCGCAUGCAGGCCAAAACUGACACAGAGCUGGCUGAUCCCACCCUCAUCAUCGACCCGAUAACCGAGGAGCGGGCGUCACGCACACUCUACCGCAUCGAGCUGUUGCGUCGUAUCCGGGAGCAGGUGCUGCCCCACCCCCAGCUGGCGGAGCGCCUGCGUCUGUGCCAGGCCAGCGGCGAUCUACCCUCCUGGUGGGAAUGCGGCCGCCACGACGAGGAGCUGCUCCGCGGAGCCGCUAAGCAUGGCGUGAGCCGUACCGACUACCACAUCCUCAAUGACCCGCACUUCAGCUUCCUCUCCAAAGCUCGUGGAUGCUCAUCAUCCCACCAGAGCCCCGCUGGGGCGGUCUGCACACCAAACCAACAGAGCUCUUCUGGCCUGGCUAAAGAUGAGAAAGUUGUGAAAGUCGAGGAGGGAUGUGAAGAGGCUGUUGUGUGCACGAGUGAAAAUGUUAAAGAGGAACAAGGUACGGCGGAAGACGUGGCUGCACUCUCACCUAAGGCAGCUAAACAAGACGAUGAUGUUACACAAGAGCCAGAAAAAGGACCUGAUAAGGAUUUGAUGCAACACUCAGAGGAUGAGCAGAGUGGCCCUGCAAAACCUGAUGACAAAACACCUCCAGGUCAAUCUGCCGAAAAUGUCCCCAAAGUCCAGGAGACUGGAGACUUGGUUGUGGAAGAUCUGAGCACAGUAUGUAAGGAGGAAGAACAACCGGAGAAAGAGGAGGAGGAGGAGGAGGAGGACAAAGAGGAUAAAGUCAAAGAUGAUGACAAAUCAGAGAAAUCACCUCAGGCAGAAGUUGGGUGCAGCUCUGAUGGGAAGAAUAUGGACGAGGGGAGCAACACUUCACUUAGCACGGGACGCGAUGAGGCACGGGACGAGUUCUGUGCUGAUGAUAUGGAAGGGUGUCCACCUCAGACGCUUCCUGACCGCCCGCUCAUCUUUGCAUUCUGGCCUAAGGAUCGUAUAAUGAUCAACCGCAUGGACAACAUCUGUGAGCUCGUCCUGAAGGGCAAAUGGCCAUCCAGCCGACGCCAAUUACUUGAUUUCCCUGGCGUGUUGCCAGGUUACGCUAGCACUGUGAUGACAGACAGUCCUUUACGCAGAAGAAGCCUAGGAGAUGUGGCGAUGACCACUUUCAAGGGUAGUGGCGGCCUUUCUGCGUCUCCAGCAGUUUGUAAGGAUGAAGCACUGAGUCUGUCAGAACCUCGGCAGCGGCGGCGGCGGCGCCGCAAAGUGGAAAUGGAGGCUGAACGAUCUGCCAGACGUCGCAGUCUGAUGGAGAUGGUGGCCCAGCUGCGAGAAUCUCACGUUGCCACCACUGAUCAGAACCAGCACCGUGCUGUAGUGGACCUGACGAAAGCCUUGCAUGUCUUACCAGCCUCCUCCUCCUCCACUGGCUUAGCCUCUUCUUCUGCCUCUGAUACCCUAACGAGUCAGAGGCUACUGGGAGGGCGCCCUCGGUCAUUGGCAAAUGGCUCACUUCUGGAUGUUGACCUGCCUGUGCAACGCAGAAGGGGUCGGCGGAAAAAUGUGGAGGGCUUGGAGCUGCUCUUCCUGAAGAACAAGAGGGCUGCAGCAAGGGCUGGUGACUGCGAGCGGACUAAUACAACAGAGGACGGCAGUCCUGCGACAAAACAAGCCCAGGCAAAGAUUAAAUCUGUCGACACAGUGACUCCUGGGGAGCAGGACGAAGGAGAAGAAGGUGGUCCAAGUAGCACCAAGGACCUGAGAGCAUGGCUGAAAGACCACCCCACCUACACUAUGGACAUGUCUAGCUAUGGAGCAAAAAGUGCAGACCUACUUGUGCCACAUGGCUCCAAACCCAAGCAGAAGAGACAUCGCUGUCGUAACCCCAACAAGAUUGACAUCAACACGCUUACUGGAGACGAGAGGGUCCCAGUGGUGAACAAGCGCAAUGGGCGUAAGAUGGGAGGAGCCAUGGCCCCACCUAUGAAGGACUUGCCAAGAUGGUUGAUGGAGAAUCCAGAAUAUGCAGUCGCUCCCGACUGGUCAGAAAUUGUAAAACAAUCUGGUUUCCUCCCAGAGUCCAUGUUCGAUUGCCUCCUGACUGGUCCUGUUGUUCGUGAAGAAGGUGCUCGUCGCAGAGGCAGAAGACCUAAAUCAGAGAUGGCUAAAGCAAGUGCACCAGCUCAGGUUGCUGCUUCAGCAGCAGCAGCAGCAGCAGCAGCAGCAACAGCAGCUGGAGUGAACCCCUUGCUGAUGAACGGCCUGUUUGGGAAUAUGGACCUUACCAGCCUUCAAGGGCUCCAAAAUCUCCAAAGCCUUCAAUUGGCGGCGGCAGCUGCUGCCGCAGGCUUAAUGGGCUUUCCUCAAGCGUUGACCGGCUCUGGGGAUGCCAAGCACUCUUCCUCAGCCUCGGCCUCCAUGCUGCCACUGAUGCUUCCUGCCAUGGGGGCUCUACCCAACAUGUUUAAUCUGAGCAGUCUGUUCGGCGCCUCUGCAACAGCCCCGGCUGUGUCUCCCAGUGGGAAGAAUGUCGACGAACAGGGAGCCACAGAUGGCAAAACCCCGCCUGAAAAUCACGAUGACGAAGCCAAUGAGGGAGACGACGUAAAGGACAAUGUUGAAGACUGUGCUGAAAACAAGGACAAAGCGAAAACCAGCGUUGCGAGUGAUUCAGAGACGAUUGGAACUAAUGGAGAGGCAGCGUUGACUGCUGCUGCUGCGGCCGCUGCUAGCUUAUCCGCCAACCCGUUAGCCUUCAACCCUUUCCUACUUUCCAGCAUGGCACCUGGACUUUUUUAUCCAUCCAUGUUCCUGCCCCCAGGACUGGGAGGACUAAGUCUGCCUGGCUUCCCCACUACCUCAUUGGCCGACUUGCAGAGUGCCAUGAACGCCACCCUUAACACGGCAGCUCCCAGCGAUGACAAGCAGAUCUCUCCUGAGCUGUCCCACACGGACCAAGACGAGCCACCACCUGCCACGGCAGACACCAGCAGCGUUGUCGCGGAGGACAGUGAGUCAGAGGAGAGUCAAACUGCUGAUCAGGAGCAAGACAUUGGUGAACAGUGAGUGAGGAGAGCACAGUUGCAUAAAGUAGAAGAGCGCAGUUGCGUGAAGUAGAAGAACUCUUAAUUAAUUGCAACAAUAGUGGUAUGAUACUAUAUGGUUUCAACUUUGUAAUAUCAUACUACUAGUGUUGUAAUUGCAUCUGUAAGAGUCCUUGUACUUCAUACAACUCUAAAUCAGACUACUGCUCAGGAGCAAGACCUUGCUGGAGCAGCUGCUUAAGAUGUUAGUGAGGGUCUUGACUGGGUAUAACAUCUGGACGGAGGCGGUGCUGCUAAAGAAAGGACUAGAAACUUGGACCCUUUUUAAUUUGAGGAGUUUUGGUGUAAAAUGACUUAAAGAACAUUUUAACCAUCAAAAGGACUAGAGGUUUUCAACCUGGGGGUUGGGACCCCAUGUGCAGCCCUCCUGGAAUUCCAAUGGGGGUCGUCUGAAAUGUCUAGUGGUGGAAAAAACAAUUUUGAUGACAAAUAUUUUUUUUCAACUGAUGACUAUUAUGAGUAAAACGCCACCAUUUUGCAGGGGGGAAAUGUAUGUGGGGUCAUGAGAAAUUUGGGAUGUCAAAAUGUGUUCCCAGGCCAAAAAUGUUUGGGAACUACUGGACCUGAAACGUUGACCCUUUUUGAUUUGAAGAGUUUUGUUGCAAAAAAGUAUGUAAACACCAUUUUUAUUUUUAUUUUAAGCGUUUUAGUAUUGGAAAUGACUGAACACACUUUUUUUAAACUUAUAUAAAAUGCAUUUUGCAAUGCAAUGCCCUAUACCUAAAUGUCAUUUUGCAACAAAGCUCUUCAUUUCUCCUUAUGCUCCUUAGCCAUACAUCUUUGAAUGCCCCCAGGACAAAGCAUUCAGAAAUGGUGACUAACUUCUUGAGUUGAUUGAACAACUCACUGUAAAAACGUACUUGGGUUAUUCAAUCAUUUGAAACAAAGCCACAUCACUCUUCUGGCAGGAAGUUUAACCACUUGUGUAGUGGUAGCAUAUGAAGAGCUUUAUGGCAAAAUGACAUAUAUCCAUUUUGCAACAUUUUGCUAAAUUCACACUUGUGUAUUGGGCAUUACAUUGUAAAAUGCAUUUUACAUCGGUUUAAAAAGUGUGUUCUCAAAAUACGUGAAUGACAUGAAUUCACAUAUAGAUGAAAGGAUGUCUGAAUAGUCAUUUCCAACAAUAAAAUGCAAAAGUAAAAAGGGGUUUCAGUCAUUUUCCAACCAAACUCUUAAUACCCAAGUAAUUGACCAAACAUGCUUUUUUGGAAUAGUUCCCAAAUUGUUUACAGGCCGACUCAUGCAAAAACAUUUAAUGACAUUCUGUUUGUUUUUGUGUCUGAGAGGGUAAAAAAUGAAUUUGCUUGUUUAUAACAAUUAGCAUAGCAAAGGGAAAUGGAUGAGCACAGGGGUAUACUAUGAACAUGGUGAAGAGAUAAAUCAGCCGUAGUUCACCUACAGGAAGCGGUAAACCUGCCAAUAGAUAUUCCUGCAGGCAACAUUUAGUUUGGGCAAUUCUAUUAGAUGAUUUACCACUCUCUCAAGGUUAACUUCACCUGACUUAGUACUGAACCAGCUGCAUGGUAUACUCCCUCAGAUGUGAAAAGGGUGAAUACAUUUUGUUUCAAAUACUGUUUUCUGGUCUGAUAUCUUCCCCUUAGCACAGUUGUGCUUUCCUUGCUGACGGACAUUUCCUCUUAAUUAUUGUAGGAAGUCAUUGAUCCUGUAGUGCUAUGCUGCUUUUUAUCUGAGUUUUUUUUUUCCUCUGUAACUGUUGAUAUUAUGUAAUAUUUCUGUUCCAAAUUGUUGGCACACGUUUAAACGGCAUUAAAAAAACCCCGACUGCUGCUGAAAAUAAACGGUAAGACUUCAUUUGAUGCUGGCGUCAUAUGUAUGACAUUGAGUGUCACUGAAUGACAACCAUCAUAAAAUAUUUGACAUUUUCAUGUUUGACACGUCCAUGGCGUAAUGACACUGUACUGACAGUUGUCAUUCAGUGACAUUCGGUUAUGUUAGACAGCCGAAACUGUCGACUUCAUGACCAAAAAAAUCUCGUCCAUGAAUGUGUCAUGACACUGUUUUGAGACUCUCUGGUCAUGUCUAUAAUGCUGGCGUCAAAUUAAGUGUUACCAAACAAACUGUUGGAGCUGUGAGAUGGGGAAUGUAGUUCUCACAUAUCCUUCCUCUGUACCAGGGCUUGACAUUAGUUCACUGGCCUGUGUGGCUUGUGGUUUUUACUGUUUCUAGCCAGUCAGCCUUUCUACUAGCCACAGUUUUGUUGUCAGUAUUCUUUCUUUACCAUGAUACGUCUGUGCUCUGAAGAUGAAGUGCUAUAGGAAGAUCAAAUGCUGUGGACAUAGUGAAGAUAUUUAAGAUAAAUGGAAUAGGAGUAUGAUCUCUUAAAGGGCUAUGCCACCAUUUUGGGGCUUAAUACAGUUAAAAUCAUGUAUGCUACACGGAUCCAUUGACUUUCACUAGCUUAGCGACAUGCUCCCUCUUUUAACUUGUCUUAAAGCAAGACAACGGCUUACAUGAAAAAUAAGACACUUUACCACCUUUAUAAACCUUGGCCAACGAUUUUAACUGUAUUAAGCCCCAAAAUAGUGGCGUACCCCUUUAAACUUAGAUAUUUCCAACUGAUAUAAAGGCGCAAAAAUAACAUUAACUGUGAUCUAUCAUACCCAAAAAUAAGACCUGCCAACAUGGCUUUGGCUAGUAUCAACCUCUCAAGUCUCACUGGUCAAGUUCUACCCAUUUUUGGCGGGUUGGCAGGUGCCAAUGUCAAGCCCUGUCCUGUGCUCUUGAUUGUUCUGAGUCUCUCACACUGACGAUCCCUCCAGGGGCUGAAAGGAGACCUUGUAAACCUGUGGAGUUUAGCAAUAACAAAGGCAGCUUUUUGAAUGUUCAAUUUUUACCUUCAAUCUAUCUGGAAGUGUGUUGACAAAAACCUCACUGAUUUUUUUUUUUUUUUUGUCCAAUUCUCAUGUUUAAUGCACUGGGUUAUGUCAUAAAAUCAGGGGCGAAACUAUGGGAGGAGCGAGCAGGGCAUUUGCCCGUACUGGUGGUGUCUUGCCCUGGGACCUGUGCUCGAUUGUUCUGCCACUGAAUGGAAUCAGGUACCUUUUGUCUAUUGAAUGGACUUGUUACAUCAAACACAAAAACUGAACAGCAUUACCUCAAUGUCUAACUAAGCCUUUCAGUUUACAGACACAAAUGUUGUAAAUGUCAUUUUUCUUACCCUUUUUUGUGUGUUUAAUUUUCCUUUCAAAACAUCAUGUGUGAUCUGUAAAUGGCUGCCAACUGUAGCUAAUGAUGCUUUUAAUAAAAGUGACUUCAAAAUUCUCGUCUAGGAUACCAAA
This is a messenger RNA of Engraulis encrasicolus (European anchovy), 13328 nucleotides long. RefSeq names its product chromodomain helicase DNA binding protein 7 (gene chd7). Lineage: Eukaryota; Metazoa; Chordata; Actinopteri; Clupeiformes; Engraulidae. The coding region runs from base 866 to 9991 and encodes 3041 amino acids. Gene Ontology annotation, molecular function: protein binding; ATP-dependent chromatin remodeler activity; ATP binding. The transcript is spliced from 39 exons. The record is from RefSeq and is a predicted model, not a curated record.